Molecule: messenger RNA, 1027 nt
Organism: Penaeus vannamei (Pacific white shrimp)
Lineage: Eukaryota; Metazoa; Arthropoda; Malacostraca; Decapoda; Penaeidae
Product: NADH dehydrogenase [ubiquinone] 1 alpha subcomplex assembly factor 3
Biological process (GO): mitochondrial respiratory chain complex I assembly
Cellular component (GO): mitochondrial inner membrane
Source: RefSeq, a predicted model, not a curated record
UAGAUGCUCGACUACAUAACAAUGUUGCAUAAACUGCCGAUGUAAACAGAAACGUGUGGGAAGUUUCUGUAGCUGUCUCGGAAAAUUUGGUCUUUGAAGCUGUUUGAAAUAGGUAUUUUGUGAUAAAUUUUAUCAUAGGAGGUUCAGAGAAAGAUGCUGCGUCAAUUGAUAAAUUCUACGGCGAGAGUUACUUGUCAGAGCCAAAGGUUGGGAAUCCAGUUACUUCAGCCAAGAUGUUACCAGUCAACUAGCAUUGAUGAGGACAAGACAACAGCUACUAUUUUGAACCAGGAGACCGAUUCUGGGCUCAUGGUAGAUGCAUACAGCCAGGCUGGAUUCAGACUAAAUAAUGGGAUGAAAGUGUUAGGCCCCAUUGCUAUAUUCCCUAGAUCUGUUCUUAGUUGGAAGGUAAAAUCUGCAGAGGAUAUAAAUGAAGAUUCACUGUCUCUCUUUCACAUGUUGGAGCCUAAGAUUGAUCUUUUAGUGAUUGGUGUGGGAGACAAAGGCAAUAAAGUUGAUCCUCGUGUUGUGCACUACAUGAAGAAUAAGGGCAUCACAUUAGAGAUAUUACCAACUGAAACUGCCUGUACAACAUUCAACUUCUUGAAUCAAGAAAGGCGAUAUGUAGCUGGUGCUUUCCUCCCUCCAAUUUCUCUACGUAUAACUGAUGAGGACUUAGUGCAAUCACAAAGGAGAAGAAACAAGCUAUUUUUGUCACAGGAUGAAGAUUCUGUAUUUUAGUUAAUUAAUUAAUUGCUAUGUUAAUAUGUUGAAUAUGGUGUUUAGGUUGUUAAAAAAAAAGAUUUUAAAGGGGCCUUUUUUUAAAGCACUAUGAACUGUUGUUGUUGUGUCUUCAGAUUUUGGCUAUCUAUUUAUUAAAAAGUUAUUUUUUGAAUUACAGUAUCGACUACAUUUUACUGGAAUACCUCUUGAAAUUUGUAGAUAAUGCAGUAAAAGAUAUAUAUGAAAAGUUAUUCGAUGUCUGUAUGUCUGUAACUAAUGUAAAUAAAUGUAGCUUUUUAUAUAA